Amoebophrya sp. A25 is the source of this 5821-nucleotide messenger RNA. Lineage: Eukaryota; Dinophyceae; Syndiniales; Amoebophryaceae. The record is from the annotation of a GenBank genome assembly.
CUUCGGCAAGUACGGUAUAGAGAUCCGCUACAAGGACUAUUCCUACUCCGGAACGAUUCCCUGUAUGAAUACUGGAGAGUAUCACCUCGUGCUCUUCGACAACAAGUGGCAGGUCAACCGAGACGGAUUCAUCACGCAAGUCCCUUGUUCCUACGUCACCUGCUGUGUUGAAGUCCUCGAGAACAUGGAUCAGGGCAUCAUGUACAUGACCAUGCACGGACAUUAUAGCGAAGACUACAAAAAAGACAGCAAACUGCAGAAGAAACAAGACGCGGCAGCUAGUGAGGGCACGCCAUCAAAAAAUAAUCAGCUUUCUUCUACUCGUACUGCUAGUGGAACUUUAUCGGGUGGAGGUGGAGUUGGCAGCUCUAGCACUUUGAAAACUGGAGAAGAUGUUGGUACUUUUACAAGUGGAGGCACCUCCUCGAGAAAGGUCACAGCAGCUUCGUCAAGCUCAUCUUCAACAAAAGCUACGCGCAACAUCGGCACCGGUCUCCAAUUAGUGAACUGCUGUCCGGAGUCGGUGCUUUCUAGGCUGAUCAUCCGACAAGAUUUGGGCGGUUGCCCUAGAGACAAUAAGUUCCUGAACAAGCAGACUCUGUACGAUGAGCGAUUGAAAGUCCUGAACGAGACGCGGAAUACGGACCCGAUGAAUUACAAGGCAAACAAGGACAGACUAACUUAAGGCGGGUUGAGACAUUUCAUUUCUACUCAUGAUUUUCUCUCUUGGUAUUUCUAUCUAGUAGAAUCAAACGAAACGCUUCAGCCUCUAACUAAUGCGCAAGCACAAAGUAGACCCGAAAAACUUGUGGCAGCUACCCUGGAUCUCUGUGCCCUACAACGAAAGUGACCCUCUGUGGUUUGGUUGGUAUGAGCCGUCACUAGCAGGCAGGAUGGAUUUAAGGUUAGGGGACGAUCGUGAGACGAAGCAGAUUGAUUUUAGGAACCAGACGAGCUGCGGAUCUAUAGUGUUCUCAGAUCGAGCGUCUGAGCGAGGUCGUGGCGUGAUAAACUGGGAAAUGAAAAAGGUUGGGCCUGUCGAGUAUUUGAUUUUCACUCCUGGAGCGCAACGCCUAAACCUAGCAGGUGCAGGUGGAAGCAGUGGCUUGUCAACAUAUCGACCGGGUACCGGACAGGCGAGCUAUACAACAUUGGCUCCAUUGGCAACGCGGUCUGGUGCGAGGUCCGUCAGAAUUAUCUGCAAAGGAGUGGGGAUAUCAAUAGUGGGUAAGACCCGAAGAACCAACCCAGACUGGGCCCAGGACGUCGCGUACGCUUGUCGGCAAGCGUGGGGACGUAGCCACGAGAACUGCCAUCACCUUUUGCAUACGUUUAAGUGGGACGAAUGUCGCGACACUUUGAUGAACUACCGACUGGUGAAGAAACAGAGGAAAUUGCAAGAAGGCGGCGGUGCAGCGUCGAGCGUGCGUCUCAGCGCCAGUAGUGGUCUUGGAGGUGACGCACAAGGUGUGGGCGGAGCUAGCAAUAAUAUCGGUGGAGCCACCUCACAAGGUAUCACGAGCAUCAAUUCCGUGACUGGCACAACUUACUCGGCCGAAGAGGUAAACAGCGAAAUCCUUUUCUUGUAUUUAGAAGACAUCGCCUUGAUUUGGGAUUCCUGGCUGACGCACCACGACUACCAUGUUCGGCUGAAGGACAUGCAGUUGGACACACAGCUCAAAGACGCACUCUUUCCUGUCUGCGUAGCACGGGAUCCAACCGAGCAACUCAAAGGUGGUGGCGCAACGGCGGAGCAGGCACAUCUUGCGACUAUCGCGGAGGAACCAAGAAGCGGUGCUGAACCGCUGUCCCCUUCGGAUGCUAGGACAUCUUUUGCCCAACACGGCGGUGAAGACGACUACCUGGAUAGUGGCCUCCGAGGUCAACAUGCGCAAAAUCUUAAUCCUCAGCUACAAUCUUCUUCAGCGUCAGCAUCUUCGCAAUCUCAUAGAAAUGACAUGAUGAUGAACAUCCAUAGAGCAGGAGGAGGAACUUCUGGAAUGUCAGCGUCAGCACAUCAAAUGAGCAGUAGACCACGUGGAGGCCUUCGUGGUGAAGGAAGUGCAGCAGCCUUCGGACAGGAUCCUAAUACGCCAGGUUCUUCGCCUUCACGCGGCCCUGGCGCAUCGUCAUCGAGAGCCGGACAAUCUUCGAGGAGUGGCCACCCAUCUUCCUCUGGCUCGUCUGGUCGUGUAAGGAGUACGCAACAGGCAGAUAGAGGCAAGUCCGCAGGCGGUUCGAGUUCAAGCUCAUCAACAGACUACAUCCUCCGCUUCCAAGCGCGUCAUCGGACGACCAUUACCGCCCAAAGCUUGGCGAAUAACUACGCUGCAGAACGAUACGGAAACUACGCCUUACUCUACCUAGACAGGGUAAGACUGACGAUCAAGCCCGUGCUGGUAAUGUUCGACUUGGCUCUCGUGCAGGUGUUGCUCGGUCUAGGAUUCAAGUUCCAAAACGCUUUGGAGGAAGGAUUGGGACGACCAGAAAGAGAAACACUGAGUCGGGGUCCUGCAGCAGCGCCGAAAAAAGGCAUGCUAGACAAAACAAAACGACUUGUGGCGAAAGCAGUCGCAAGGGAUGUGAUAGCAGCAAGACAGAAAAAACGUAUCUUCCCUAUAACUUCUAUGAGGAAUUCGCGUUGAUGUUGUUCUUGUACGUAGUUCCGUUGUGAAGUAAUUACUUCGCGAGGCUGUGGCGGUUGUUCCUUUACCACCUGUGUUGCCGUUGUGUAAUGAUUAUUUCUGCAUAUUAUCACUUGGAUUCAGUAUCACUUGAGUAAAGUCCCACGAUGGAUGAUACAAAUCUCACUGGUCGCGUCACUGUUCACUUCGACAGCCCAAAAUACUACAGAUCGCGCCGACAGCCGUCGCGGGCAUCACAUGGUUUACGCCGAGUUUUCGGAUUUUUUCGGCAAAUUAAACUGGGACGAAGGCGUCAGUCGAAGCGACUACUUGAAGCAGAGUAAACUUGUGAAAGUCUUCUUCCAAGAUCUGAGGUUCGACAGUGCCCGUCUGAGCGCCUCUUUCGAUCCCGGAGACGAGCUCUCGCAGUUUGGCAUUCGCAACGCAUUUUACAACAAGAUUCUGACGACGAUGUCCGGGAUCGAGUCGUGUCCUUUAGACUUUGAAAAGCUGGCUUUGCGCAGCCACAUCGUCCACGGCCACAGCGGUUUGGCUGGUUUCUUCAGAACAGUGGCGGACUUCUACAGGAGUCAGAGUCUGCAACAGUUUAGCAAAAUCAUGCUUAGUAGCAACGCUUUUGGGAACCCGCAAAACUUCCUGAACUACUUUGGGGAUGGCGCGUACGCAUUUCUGAAAGAGCCGUAUGAAGGCUUUCAGAAGUCAGCGCUCGAUGGAAUGUUUGGCGUUGGGAAGGGAGCGACGUCAUUCUUUCGCAACGUGACAACUGGCCUCGCGGACACAGGCGUCAAACUAAUCUCGAACCUGAAUCAAGGACUGAGCACAAUGGCGUACACAAACCACCCACUUACUUAGGAUGAGUUUGCUUCUAUCACUAUGCAUCCACCAUAUUUAGUAAAUGUGAGGACGGGCUUCAGGCUCAGCUUCUUCCUCUUGAUAUUGAAUAUCUGCGCGAAAUUUAUGAGAUUCUUCUCGUCUCUUCACGUUCACCAUGUUCAUGUCGUCCAAACUCCUGUCACGUCAAGUCCUCCUCUACUCCUACAAAAGCAAAUCCGCACCAUCUACAGGCUCGACCCGCAGUAUAAUAGUCAAGCAGCGCUACAGCGAAGGCGGUUCCACAACCAAGCCGAUGCUUUACAGACGAAUGCAUCAGCAUCAAGUGGUGACAGUGGUUCGGGAGCAACGUCCCUACAAGAACGCAGGGCACAGCACCAAAGCACCAGCCAGCAAUCUAACAACUCGUUUGCGAUGUUCGAAGGUGUUGGCCGAGGGGCUGAAAGCGUGCUGAAAGGUAAAACUAGAAAACUAGGACAUCCACAACAAACUUACAUACAGUAUGGUGGCAACAUAUAUUCUGAAAGAUAUUGAUGCUCCUACUUGCAAAAAGUCUUCAUAUUGAUACUUCUACCGGCAACCAAGUACAGGGUCAGCAGUGUGCUGCUGUCCUUUAUGUCAUCCCUCCUUCCAAAUCUAGAUCUACUUACAGUCUUCUUGAGAGCUGGGUCAUGUUCUGAAGACCCACGCAAAUGAUAAACAUACAGGUGUCGCGGAAGGUUUGGUUGGUGUUUUUUCUCAGCCCUAUGAGGCCGUGGCUAGUGAGGAUCGUUCGGUUGAGCGUUUCCUCGAAGGCACGGGUCGCGGCGUAGCAGGCUUGUUUGCGAAGCCCCUUGUCGGUGUCACUGAGGGCUUCAAGAACGUCCUUGAGGGUAUCCGAGAUCAAGCCAUCGGAAACGAUGACACUAUCCUGAGGCAUCGCGCCUACAGUAUUCCUAGGAUUCGACUACCGCGAAUGCUCUACAUGGAGGACCGCGUAUUGCGACCAUACAGUACAACGGACGCCAGAAUCCGACAGUUCCUAGACGAGUGGCUCAUGUGCACGGAAGCUCUCUCAUUAAGGCUAAUUCUGUACAUCCACAUGGUGCAUUCGUCUCAGCGUUUAAUUAUGGUAGUGCUACCCUUGGCGCCUUUACUAGUUAUCUUUCAACUUUACUUGAGGGUUAUGUUCUUGAAAAAGGCGCCAAGGAAGGACGCCUCCCGCACGAACAAGGAUGCCCACAGACACGCUAGCUCCUCUAAUCUCGGUAGCGAUUCCCUUCCGUCAGCCACAACCCAGCAGCGCUUUCGCGGAAAAGCUGACCAUGUAUCUGACCGAGAGGCAUAUCUUCUUUCGCUGGCACCACAGCGCUCGCCGUGGCGCAAGUCCGAGAGACACAGUAAUCCAGUUUGCACCCCAUGCAGCAUUUAUGAUGGCUAUUCAUGACAAGACUGCGGGAGAAGUGUUGCUGUCUUUCGAGUCUCCAGACGACCCCCAAAGUCGCAAGGAACUCACGAUUACAGCCUCCGAAGCCGAAACCCAAGCUGCUAGGCGAUAUUUGUUCGCGAUUUGUGCGAGGUAAGUACUAGCGUGGAGCUUAAUCACUUUUGUUCCAGAAGUUGGAGUAGGACUCUGUUGGCGUUUAUGACUCUCUCAGCUUUAUACUUAUUACUUUUAUUUCCGAACAAGCAGCAUAAGGCCGUCCUCUGUCGUUGAUUGUUUUUUCCAUUUUUUUUGUUUUUUCACAACUUACUAAUUGGAACUAGGUUUAGUAAUCAUUCACUGACGUCUUUCCAUCGAUAGAAUCCCAAAAGAGUAGCUCUAUUCGUAUUCUCAGGCAUUUCAAUUUUCUAAAAGCUGUCGCAGAAGAAACACGAAAUAUAAGCCAAAAACUUUUUUCCAGUGAUGAUCUUCAUCGUCGUCGUUUGUUAUCAUUAGAAUCGGCCAUCUCCAUUAGAAUCAGUGUCAUCUUUGUGAUUGCAGGCACGUAGAGCGUUCUGCGCAUCCAUAUGUCCGGAAGUCGUUAUGUAUGUCCAGAUUGCUUAGAACUAACAAAGUAUCUGUACAGUAUGGUCGUGCUGCUGUAGUUUGUUGAAGUUGAUUUAUACUAGUAGUACAGUGAGGACGGUUGUGUGCCUGUCCUAGCUGUUGAGUUGUAAACAAACAUAUGAUACCUCACAAAGCCAAGCUGCUGAUGGAACCCUCAGAAAUUCCAAUAAGAGUCGCCCUCUGCUGUCCCCAAGCCGACAGCCCAUGGACACCCAAAAAAGAACGACCCAUGCCCAAACACGCCCUCUUUCGACCAUAAUUGUCCUACUUGUUGCUGGCCGUGUAGUAGUUGGAAGAUAUUCAUUUUCAUGCUACG